Polypterus senegalus (gray bichir) is the source of this 1018-nucleotide messenger RNA. It is a transcript of the gene vkorc1, whose product is annotated as vitamin K epoxide reductase complex, subunit 1. The transcript is spliced from 3 exons. The record is from RefSeq and is a predicted model, not a curated record. Gene Ontology annotation, biological process: vitamin K metabolic process; peptidyl-glutamic acid carboxylation. Bases 116 to 631 code for a protein of 171 amino acids. Gene Ontology annotation, molecular function: vitamin-K-epoxide reductase (warfarin-sensitive) activity. NCBI's taxonomy places the organism in Eukaryota, Metazoa, Chordata, Cladistia, Polypteriformes, Polypteridae.
GAGCAGGACAUCGGCGAUGGUUUUGCAACACGUCAGGGUUUCCCUUCGUUUCUUUUAAAGAGGAGGCGAGUACUUCAGAGGUCUAGAGGAUUUUAACCUGAGCAGACAAUCAACUAUGGGGUCCAAGAAGAAAGCCAGAGGGGUACCUUCCUGGGAACGGUUUUGCAGACUUUUCCUUUGCGUAAUAGGAGUCGGGCUCUCAAUCUACGCCUAUCAUGUGGAAACGUCUAAGGAAAGGGAUGCCAACUACCAAGCCAUGUGUGAUUUCAGUUCAUCCGUCAGCUGCUCCAAAGUUUUCACCUCCAGGUGGGGCCGUGGCUUUGGCCUUGUGGAGCAUUUUGUGGGUCGGGAGAGCCCCCUGAACCAGCCCAACAGUGUGUUAGGAGUGAUCUUCUACCUACUGCAGCUGGCACUUGGAUAUUCCAUGAACACCAAAGCCGCUGUGACCCUAAUUGCCACCUCCUUGGUGUCUAUUGUCGGCUCCCUCUACUUGGCUUACAUCCUCUUCUACGUCCUGCACGACUUCUGCGUGGUCUGCAUCAGCACCUACGCCAUCAACUUCGCCCUGCUGUUUGUGAACGUGGCACGGAGGCGGGCACUCGGUGCAAUGGCAAAGGACAAACGCAGCUAACCCCCAAACUGCCUGGGGGGCCAGGGGGCUACUUUGUGCUUCUCUUCUAGGACUGUGGGGUUGGAUGAAUUCUGAUUUUUAUGGAAAAGAGAAAUUGUGAAGUAUAAAGAAAUGGGUGAACUUUGUAAAGGGACCCUCACUCGUUCAGGACUGGCAUCGGGAACCUGCAACAGCCGUAUUGGGGUCGGCAGAUCUCAAGGGGGCAAAGCCGACGCCUGGGGACCUGAGGUCAUCCAGACACUUUGAUGACUGCACGAAGAUCGUCUGGCUCAUGUCCGGACUGACCACCUUCCUUUGGAGAUCACUUAGGUCUCUCCCCUCUGAGGAAAAUGGAGCAUUUCUAGUAAUUCCUGUCAAAUAAACUAAUUCCCAGUGGGACAGACGUUC